CGAAUGGACCAUAUUGAACGUGCCUUCCGUAAAGCUGAGAUACCCCUCCUUGUUGACGACUAUACGCGGCAGCAAGCCGAAGACAAGGCUGCAUUUGAAGCCACAAGCCGAGCAACUAUUGACGCCGCCCGGCAAGCUCAUCAAGAGAAGUUGGAGACCAAACACCGUUUGUCGCGAAUCAUGCCAGAUUACCAAGUCUAUCUGGGUGGCCUUAAUCAAAAUCGCCGCCAGGAUCACCACAGGCGAACAUUGGAAGCUAACAACAAGAUUCUGGAAGAAAAGGCGAAACAACGUGAUGCGGUUUUGAAGCAAAGAGAACGUGAAGCACAUGCACGGGAGGAACAAGAACGCGCCCAGAAGGAGAAGGAGGAGGAAGCUGCACGACUGGAACAAGAGGAACAGAGAAAAAGAGAAGAAGACGAAAAUGCCAAAGCCGCGGAAGAAGAAAAGCGGAAGAAAAGAGAUCAAGAGCGGGCUGCAGAUUUGGAACGCAUUCGAAAGCAGCAAGAACGAGAGGAAGAAGCAGAACGUCGGCGUCAGGCUCGGUCGUCCACAAACCUACUACACCUUCAAGCCGCCCAACUCCCACCGGCUCUAAAUACGAUGAAGCGAAUAGAAGCAGACCUACGACUCCAAGCCAACAGUCUCCAGCACUUCCUGAUGAAGAUGGAUUCCAGACUGUCAACCGGCCUCGUCCAUCCUCAGGGGCAUAUCGUCCUCCAGGUGCCCCAACAAAGUCGAAGUGAACAAUGGUUCGAUCAGCAACAGAUGUCCCCAAUUAAAGCGGGCUAA
Molecule: messenger RNA, 792 nt
Organism: Acaulospora colombiana
Lineage: Eukaryota; Fungi; Glomeromycota; Glomeromycetes; Diversisporales; Acaulosporaceae
Source: the annotation of a GenBank genome assembly